This is a messenger RNA of Ostrea edulis (European flat oyster), 3780 nucleotides long. Its product is annotated as protein saal1-like. The transcript has 15 exons. Gene Ontology annotation, cellular component: membrane. Gene Ontology annotation, molecular function: alpha-(1->3)-fucosyltransferase activity. The record is from RefSeq and is a predicted model, not a curated record. Bases 794 to 3691 code for a protein of 965 amino acids. NCBI's taxonomy places the organism in Eukaryota, Metazoa, Mollusca, Bivalvia, Ostreida, Ostreidae.
GACAAAAUAAGAGGUUGGGACCCCCUGAUCUACAGAAUAUCAUAGUAUUAGUUAAAAUAAUACUUAUAAGCAAGACUUAUCAUCAAACUGUGUUAGGAACUCUGCUUAUUACAUCCGCAUCUAGGCUAUACAUACUGUAAAACUAAAAGGUCACAUCCGGAAAACCAUAUGCAGUAAACACAGUACUUCAGCGAUACAAUGUACAUCCAAGACUUGUAGGAUACGUGUUACGUGAUGUAGGUCCUCUAUUGUAGCAUGUUUAACAGUUAUCAGUAUAAAAUUUACGCCAGCAGCUAUGCAAAAUUAACAUUCAACAAGAUGAACAACCACCAUAAAGUUUACAACGACAGCCACGCACCAUUCUGUAGUAUACCCAGCGUCAUUCACUGAAGUCGUUCUCAGCCUCUUUCAGGUAGGUAUUGAUCAGCAUGGAAGUAGCUGUCGUAUUCAGUUGAACCGAUCUAUCCACGAACAAAGUGGAUCGCCAGAUUUUUCAACAAUAUUUAAAUGUUGUGAGCGAAUAGCUAUGAACUCGAGCAUGGAAAAAUAUCGGUGGGAACCACGUGACACUAUCUUGUGGGGGAGAUUUGAGCGACAGGUACGCAGGCGGAUGUGAUAACACUACAAUAUACAUACUCGGUCUACAUCUUUAUUAUACACGUAAGAUAGGAGGUGGACGCACUGUUAGCAUUGCAUAUGGAUUUCUAACGGGUUUGUCAGUACAGGCGUCGAGUGACGAAUGGGGAGGAGGGAUUGAGGCUCCUGAGAAUAUGUUGACCAGAACAUUAUCAGAAUGAGGAUUCAUCCGCGGAAGGUUGUGACAUACGGCCUGUUCGCUCUGGUCAUUUUUUUCAUGUUCCUCCUGUACAACCAGAAUACGUUGACAGGCGUUGACAGUGACCCUCCGUGGAAAGAUUCUGCCCACAGACGCCCUCUGAAUGAGAGGAAAGUGGACCCACAAGGUCGAUUUCAUAAACAUGUACUUCAAGAUCGACGAUCCAUUCCACUCACAACAGAAAACCCUCGAUCUCAAAGCUCCUUAUUGUGGCCAACAAUCGAAUACUACGACGAUGACAGAAUUUUGGCCCAGAUGGCCCAUCGUUCGAAAGGCGUGCUCGAAAAGGAGAAGAAAAAAGAACGAGUAAAGGAAAAAGUAAUUUUAGUUUACCAUGGUUACGGGGCGUGGGGUGUGCAGCCGGGGCGGAACCAAUUCAAGGAGCAGAAGUGUCCAGUUCAGCAUUGUCACGUGACUGAUGACAGGCGUCGGAUCAAUGAUGCAGACAUUGUCAUGAUGCACCACUCACCCUCGCGACCUUGGACGUCAAGGCCACUAAACCAAAUAUGGCUUUUAUUUAUGCUAGAAUCACCGUACCAUACACCGGGGCUGAGUGGAGUCAAUGACGUAUUCAACUGGACGGCAACAUACCGACACGAUUCUGUGAUCGUAGCGCCGUACGAACGCUUCACUUUAUAUAAUAAAUCGGUAAGAACGUUACCGCUCAAGAAGAACUACGCUGCCGGUAAAACUAAAAAGGUUGCUUGGUUUGUGUCAAACUGCGGUGCACGAAACGGCAGGCGUCAAUAUGUAGAUGAAUUAUCAAAGUAUAUACAAGUGGAUAUUUACGGUGCCUGUGGAAGAUUAAGAUGCCCCAGACACAAAGCUAAUGAUUGUUUUACAAUGCUCAGUAGAGACUAUAAAUUCUAUUUAUCAUUUGAAAACUCCAACUGCCGAGAUUACAUUACGGAGAAAUUCUUUGUGAACGGUCUAGGGAACGAUGUUUUGCCUAUCGUGAUGGGUGCAGCACCGGAAGAUUACGUGAGAGCGGCCCCAUAUCACUCACACAUUCACGUGGACGAUUUCGAAACUCCCAAAGAUCUCGCAGAAUAUCUUCAUAAACUGGACAAGAAUGACACGUUGUACAACGAAUAUUUCAGGUGGAAGGGCACCGGUGGAAAUAUAAACACUUUCUUUUGGUGCCGCAUUUGCUCUAUGAUUCACGAGGUUGGCGAAAAUAAUCACCCAGUUGCAUAUCACGAUCUCGAGCGAUGGUGGCGCGGCCCUGGUGUCUGUAUUGGACAGUCUCGGUGGAGGGAAAAUAUGAAAAAUUCUCCAAGCUAUACAAGGAACCCUUCUCCUCCCCCGGAGUUGCAGGAGAAUACGGACUUGCUUGAAGCGGGAGUCAUUCGUAAUACAACCUUCAGUAAACACUGGCUUUUCUCUACGCUGAUGAAACUUAUUCAGGAGGUAGAAAAAGAGAUGGACAACAAAGAAGAAGAAGAAGGAGAGAAUGAUUUUGGUGUGGAUGUGGAUGAAGAGCUGCAGACUGAGCUUUGUAAACUAUGGGACAUGUCUAUGAACUCGGAAGUUGUCCAGUUUCUGCAUGAGUUCAAAGCUGUUGAAAUAUUUAUCGGAGUGAUCGGUAAAUCAAAAGCGCCCAGGGUCACAGAAAUUUGCAUAGGAAUCCUGGGAAAUAUGGCUUGUAACAGCGAAGUGUGUGUGACAAUGUCAGAAAAUGAGAAAGUUAGGAGUAUGGCCUUGGUAUUGCUAGACAACUCUGAUCCUCAAACACUGAAUGAAACUGCCAGGUUUCUUUACACCAGCCUGUCCAAUCCUGCUGCUAGAGGAGCGUGGAUUGAGGCCAUCACUAAGGCGGAUGACAUCCAGGACCACAUCAACUUCAUCUUCCAGAGCUCCACAAACUGUGAUCUGUUACAGAACAUGGCCGAGUUUUUUGAUGUAUUACUUGACGUGGAUGAGGAGCUCUGUGAAAAAUGGGCCACUCCCCUCCUCAUCCAAUCGAUGUUGGAGGCAAUCAAACAGAUUGGGUGCAGACACAGUGAAGCACUCGAGAGAUACUUACAUAUUUUCCAACUGUUGUCAACCACAGAAACGGGUGUUGAAUCUCUAGUUGAGUGUGCAGAUAGCCUAUGUCCCGUGCUAAUGAGGUACCUGAGCAUAGUUUGUGAGGAUGAAAUAGUUGGCUUGGAAGGAAGGGAAGCAGCGCUGGCCUCAGUCUUAUCUGUCCUUAAUGUCAUCUUUACUUCACAUGAAGAUAUGACUGCCAUGCUUCUCCAAGAUGAAAAGUUGUUAAGAAUCUUUCUGAAGAUUCUGGAUCCACUGAUGCCCUAUGUUGAAUGCAUCAGUGCAGAAGAACAUUCCAAAGGGUCAGAAGUUGAAAAAGAGACCUCUGGUGGUGUAAAUGGAAAGGGAGAUAAUAGUACAUCUGAUGAACAGUCUGCAGCUUCUGUUGACAAUAAGAGCUCACAGGAAAACAUUGAAAUUAGUGGAGAGGUGAAACCACAGACAUCAGAUGACACAGUUGAUGAGGAGAAUAGUGAUGAAAUUUCAGAGAAAAUUAAAAGACAUAUCAUGAUGCUAUAUAGAAUCCUUCAGGGGUUUGCCUAUGAUGUUAUGUUUUCCAUUCAUAUGGAAAUGACAGAAGAAGAUGAUUCAUCGGAGUCAAGCCAACGUAAAAAUCUCUUCAUAUACAUGGAUGAGUCUGUCAGUAGGAUGCGUCUUAACCACUUCAUCACAGCUUUAACAGAUUCGGCAAAUGAGUCAUACAAUCCAUUAGAUACAUUACGGUCCGCAGCAAGUAAAUUCAAACUUCAAAGACUUGAUCAGAUCAUUCGUUCAGUCAUGGAAGGACUAUAUGUAAACCAAGAAAAUUCUGAUGAAGACGGAACAUAGUUAUUGUAUACCAGUAGAUAAGGAGCCAUGCAGAUUUUUGUGUUAACUUCAUAAUUUACAGCAAAUAUUAGUAAAACAUAGAUAUUGAA